GAGGUGAGGAAGGGAGGAGGUGAGGGUGGAAGGGAGGAGGUGAGGAAGGAAGGGAGGAGGGGCUUUAAACUGCAGAAGUUAAAUUUCAGCACUUCUUCGUCGUGUUCGUUUCUCAUCGCAGGAUUUAAGGACUAAAGACUUCUUCUCAAAGGAAGCAGAUCCUCAGUCAUGGCAGUUGCGGGGGGAAUGAAAUGUGUCAAGUACCUGCUUUUCUUUUUCAACUUCAUCUUCUGGUUAUGUGGCCUGGCAUUGAUUGUCGUGGGAAUCCUGGUUCAGGUGGGUUUACACAGAAGCUUGAAGAUCAAGGAUGCGUCAGCCUCAGGAGUUCCCAUCGUCAUCAUCGGAGUCGGUGUGGUGAUCUUCUUCAUCGCCUUCUUCGGCUGCUGCGGUGCCUGGAAAGAGAACUACUGCAUGGUCACCACGUUUGCCGUCCUUCUCUUCCUGAUCAUUCUUGUGGAGAUUGCAGCUGCGAUCGCUGGAUACAUCUUCAGAAACAAACUCAAAGACAUCGUCCAGGACAGCCUCACUGACAUGAUUUCCGGUUACAAGAACGGCACCGCUGAGUUCAAGACCACCUUGGACAAACUGCAGGAGGACUUCAAAUGCUGUGGUGUGAACAGUAGCGCUGACUGGAGAGACUUCGGACCUGAUGGAAAAACUGUGCCUGACUCCUGCUGUGUGACCGUCACCGCCAAAUGUGGAGUCGGCAACAUGACGGACGCUGCCAAAGUGCACCAGCAGGGUUGUCAUGAUGCUCUGGAGAACUCCCUGAAGAAGAACCUCCUGUGGGUGAUCGUGGCAGCUCUGGUUAUCGCCGUCCUGCAGAUUAUGGGCCUGGUGUUCGCCUGCUUGCUGAUGAGAGGAAUCCGCAGCGGCUACGAAGUCAUGUGAUUCAGCUUCACACCUGAGGAGUCGGCGUCGGUUCAGGUCGCACUUAUUGGGAGCUUCAUUUGGAAAACUUUUCAUCUUACACUUAAAGAUAUAAGGCACAGAACAAUAUAUAUUUUCUCUUGUAUUGAUUUUGGAUUCUAUUUUCAUAGGUUAAUAUCUCAGCUUUGAUACUGAACGUGCUUAGGAAACGAUAGAACUGAUUAAUGUCCACUUGUUCUGGUUGGUUGUGAGGAAUUCUAACACGGUUUAUUUCUUCUGUUAACGGACUGAAGAUCUGGUUUUAUGUUUUGCUGGUUUCUGAUUUUAUGUUUUGCUGGUUUCUGUUUUUAUUAAAGACUCUUUAAAUUA
Molecule: messenger RNA, 1239 nt
Organism: Sebastes umbrosus (honeycomb rockfish)
Lineage: Eukaryota; Metazoa; Chordata; Actinopteri; Perciformes; Sebastidae
Gene: cd63
Product: CD63 molecule
Exons: 8
Coding region: 169-891 (240 amino acids)
Cellular component (GO): membrane
Source: RefSeq, a predicted model, not a curated record